AAGAAGCAUCCCCGCCCGCCCGCCCAGCAGCUCCCUCACGGCCGUCCACCUCCCGCAGCAACCAUGUCCGUGGCGGGCUUGAAGAAGCAGUUCCACAAAGCGACGCAGAAAGUUAGUGAAAAAGUUGGUGGAGCGGAAGGAACCAAGCUAGAUGAGGACUUCAAAGAAAUGGAAAGGAAAGUGGAUGUCACCAGUAGGGCCGUGAUGGAAAUAAUGGCGAAGACAAUUGAAUAUCUUCAACCCAAUCCAGCCUCCAGAGCCAAACUCAGCAUGCUCAACACCAUGUCUAAAAUUAGAGGCCAAGAAAAAGGACCCGGUUAUCCUCAGGCUGAAGCCCUGCUUGCAGAUGCCAUGCUAAAAUUUGGGAAAGAACUCGGAGAAGAGUGCAAUUUUGGCCCAGCUUUAGGUGAUGUUGGAGAAGCAAUGAGGGAGUUAUCUGAGGUGAAGGAUGCUUUGGAUAUUAAUGUGAAGCAGAAUUUCAUUGAUCCAUUGCAAAAUCUCCAUGACAAAGAUCUGAGGGAAAUACAGCACCAUCUUAAAAAAAUGGAGGGCAGACGCCUAGACUUUGAUUACAAGAAGAAAAGACAAGGCAAGGUCCCAGAUGAUGAGGUCCGCCAAGCUCUGGACAAGUUUGAUGAGUCCAAAGAGAUUGCUGAAUCCAGCAUGUUUAAUCUGCUGGAGAUGGAUGUUGAACAAGUGAGCCAGCUUUGUGCAUUAGUACAAGCCCAGCUGGAAUACCACAGGCAAGCCUCAGAGAUUCUCCAACAAGUUAGUCUCAAGCUGGAAGAAAGAAUAAAAGAAACAUCGAUUCAGGCCAGAAGAGAAUAUCAGCCGAAGCCCCGUAUGACCUUGGAAUUAAGUGACAAUAAUCAGCACAACGGAGGGCUCUCUAAUGCUACCACUCCUAAGCCUUCAGGUGGUGUGGCUAUGGAUCAGCCGUGUUGUCGAGCUCUGUAUGACUUUGACCCUGAAAAUGAAGGGGAGCUCGGUUUUAAAGAAGGCGAUGUCAUCACCCUCACUAACCAGAUUGAUGAUAACUGGUACGAAGGCAUGAUUCAUGGGCAGUCUGGCUUCUUCCCCAUCAAUUAUGUGGAAAUUCUUGUUCCUUUGCCUCAUUAGGGUAGCCCAUCCAUCCUAUCAAAAUUACUGUUUCUCCUAAAUAAUAUUUUAAAAAAAUAAUUUGUUGGUACCACUGCUUUUGAAAAAGAUUAAGAAAUCAAUAAAUGAAAUGGCUGCUUAUUCCACAUCACAACUACAAACUGCAUCGGCCCCACAGAUAAUAUUUGAUUUUUGUGUCACCCUGCUGCAGAGUGGUGAUGUGUGAUAUUUUCUUAAGGCAUUGCAGCUGGACACAUGGGAUGUCCAGGUUAUUCCUUUGGUCGCUACAGAGAUGUCUAUGCAGUGUUGGGGGUGAGAGAGUGUGGCAAUUAAUGGUGCAACUCGGUCUUAAUAUUGUGGAAAGAAAGCAGCUGAGUGAUUGGGGAAGAUAAAGCAUAUCGCCAUUCUAUCAUUAUUUUCUUCUCUUUCUACAAAGAAGAGGAGGGGGGAAAAAAACACAUCCUUGGGCAUUCCAUCUUUCCCUAGCCAAACAGUGUGGUUCAUGCAGGCCUAAUUAUUGCUAACAGGCUUUUUCGUGUUGUCUUAUCUCAGAAAUGAUUGAGUGCUGGAGAAACUGCGAAAUGUAUAUUCCAGUUGCUUUACACAUAAGCCACCACUGCGCUGUAUUUGCUAUAUUCCAGCUGUGGCGGAAGGUAUCUGGGAAUCUAUUAGUAGAUUUUUUUUGGUGCGUGUGGACAAUUGUGUUUUAAUUCACAAUUGUUUAACACUAGCAACAACAACAAAAAAAAUCCUGCCUAAAAGUUGCUGACGUGAGGAGAAUUGAGGGUACCCAGCUGUGAUUUUAAAGUGAAAGGGACCUACCAAUUGCUAGUGUUCAGAACAAAUUCUUUUGCUUAGUGUGCUCAGAGGCGCCUUAUUUUUUUUGUUUUGUUUUGUUUUAAUUCUAAAUGUAUUAGCUCUUACCUGGCUCUGGUUGGUGAAUCUGGGGUUCUAGUUAAAAUAAUAAUAAUACUAAACUUUUUAGUCUGCCAGCCCCAUUUUAAAUUGUUAAUUCAAGAGCUGUUCAAUAUCCAGGUUACUUAAAGGCUUUUUAAUAGCAUCCAAAAGUUAAAGCAGGAAAUACUAACUUUGGAGGGUAGCCUAUGUGCUUGCUUAGAAAGCUUAAAUAUUAAAAGCACAAUGCCAGCAGAAGUCAAUCAUACUUGGAGAAAACAUUUUAAAAACAACGUUCAACUGUUUUACCUUGUGUAAAAUUUAGGCACAAGAAGUAUAAUUUUAAAACGUCAUGAGCCCUUUAUUCUAUAUAUUUACUAAUAGUAAUAAGCAACAUACACCAUGUAGUUUUAUUUUCAUCUACCUUGUGUUCUUUGAACAUCAUUUAUGUAUAUUCUGCCCUCAGUGAGGACUAAAUAAUAACAGAUUUUUUUUGUGUGUGUGUGCUUAGGAAUUACAGUGACACAUAGUUACAUACACAAAACACAUUUCAAUUAUUUUUCUCUCCAUACUCUCCUCUAUGCAUUUAUGUGCCACUUCCUCCAGUUGGGGUGUAAAAUGUUGUCUAGCUGGUUCAUUGUUGUUUCAUUUGAAUUACCCAGAAUUCUGUUUCUCUAUAUAAAUCUGUAUAUAAACCUUCUUGUGCUGCUUCAGAUGUGCCACUUCAGUAUUGGACCAUGUGAAAUGAAGGCAGUCCUUUUGCUUUUCAUGUAUAAACUAUACCAUGAACAGUGUUGUUCUUUCAAAUAAAAAUGCUGAUUGACAAGCCACAA
Molecule: messenger RNA, 2825 nt
Organism: Pantherophis guttatus
Lineage: Eukaryota; Metazoa; Chordata; Lepidosauria; Squamata; Colubridae
Source: RefSeq, a predicted model, not a curated record